Molecule: messenger RNA, 3511 nt
Organism: Hyposmocoma kahamanoa
Lineage: Eukaryota; Metazoa; Arthropoda; Insecta; Lepidoptera; Cosmopterigidae
Product: RUN and FYVE domain-containing protein 2-like
Exons: 14
Coding region: 337-2409 (690 amino acids)
Cellular component (GO): cytoplasm
Molecular function (GO): metal ion binding
Source: RefSeq, a predicted model, not a curated record
GCUCAUAGAUGGCAGCACUUACAACCAGUAUUGAUUUUUACCCCAUGAGACUCCGCCACUCGUCGGGAGAAAUCAAUAUUUGUUGUGAAUUUCAUAUGAAAGCUGCAUCACAGGUUUUCCCCUUACAUAAACAUCAUAACAGAAGUUUACAAUAGUUAUACGGUUAAUUCAGUUGUCACAAUGAAGUAAUUGCAUUGAAUAGUGAACUGUGCGUUAACAAACCCCGCUAUUUAGUGUGACCUUAAUAGCGACGUAUUGGGAAAUGCAAUAGAGAGUGAUCAAGAUUCACGGAAGCGUGUUUGUUAUUUCGCUUGCCAGUUUAUUUGCUGCUUUAUUAUGCGUUCACUCGCUACUGUGCACGGGGUGGAUCCCUGUGAACUAGGUCUACCGUCGGGUAUACAACAGGCCGACGGCGCCGAUGCCGACAUGGCCGGCGCACAGGACACCAUUUACCUAUGCAACUUCCGCGUCUCCGUCGACGGAGAGUGGUUAUGUUUGAAGGAACUGCAUGAUAUGGAAAUGCAGGAUUCAUACAUACGCCCUUCUGAGAACAACGGAGCCAUAACAUCACCUGACGAUCCCAUGCACUCUUUGAUGGCUCGCGACCCAGUAGUGAUAGAGCGCAGUAAUCUUGUAAACAUCUCAAAGUUGAUCGUGAAGGAGUUAAUUGAACAAUCGCUCCGCUAUGGAAGGAUGCUAGAUAGCGACCACUUGCCAUUACAUCACUUCUUUAUUGUUCUGGAACACGUUAUGCGUCAUGGACUCAAGCCAAAGAAGGGACUUCUCGGCCCUAAGAAAGAAUUGUGGGAUAUUCUUCAAAUGGUUGAAAAAUAUUCACCAGAAGCAGCUGACAUUACGGCGAGUGUUAGAGAUUUACCAACAGUCAAAACUGCCAUGGGCCGCGCUCGCGCGUGGCUGAGAAUAGCACUAAUGCAAAAAAGACUCGCGGAUUAUUUGAGAAUCCUCCUAGAACAUCGUGAGGAAACUCUAGAGGAGUAUUUCGAGCCUCACGCUCUUAUGCUAAACGAGGAGGCAGUUAUUAUCACCGGUCUUUUAGUCGGAUUGAAUGUUGUGGAUUGCAAUUUGUGUGUUAAGGAAGAAGAUCUGGACAGCCAACAAGGCGUAAUAGACUUCUCGCUCUAUCUCCGCGGAAGCAAUUCGUCUCACGAAUUGACCAAUAAUGAUAACAAUACCAUCAACGAACCAAAGCAGCGCCACAUCAACACUAUGCUUGAUCAAAAGAACUAUAUCGAAGAGCUAAAUAGACAUCUCAAUGCAACGGUAGCAAAUCUGCAAGCCAAAGUGGAAAGCUUGACCACGACAAAUGCACUCAUGAAGGAAGAUUUGGCGAUCGCCAAAAACAGCAUGUUACAAUUCGUCGAGGAAAAUAAUCAACUGAAACAUGCCUUAGGCCAGGAUAUAACGAAGGACAGUAGGAUGAAAGUGACAGAACUGCAAGCGGAUGAAGAGGAGAAACGUAGCGUCGUAAGCACAGCUUCGGAUAAAUCUAAAAAUGAAAAGGAAAGCGAGCUUGGUAGAGUAUUGGAGGAAGAGAAAAAGAAAAAUGCUGAACUACAGAAAGAAUUGGAUUUACAGAUGUCACUGAAGGCGGAAAUGGAGGUGGCAAUGAAAUUGUUAGAGAAAGACAUACACGACAAACAAGAUACAAUUAUAUCACUCAGAAGACAGCUUGAUGAUAUUAAACUAAUAAAUCUUGAGAUGUACAAAAAGUUACAGGAAUGUGAAAGUUCCUUGAAACAUAAAACAGAGCUAAUAGCCAAAUUGGAAGCAAAGACUGAGUCGAUGGGAAGCACAAUACAUCAGCUCGAUGAGAAGUUACAAGAAGACAGAGCUGCAAGAAAGGACCUAGAAGAAAGUGCACGAUCAAUGGGGCAGAAGGUGGCUGCGGCUGAGAGCAGAGCCGUCGCCGCCGAGGGAGACUUGAGGAUAGAGCGGGAGUGGAGAAUAUCACUACAGGAAUCAAUGGUGCGGGACAGAGACAAAAUAUCCAUGCUCACACAAGAAUUAGAGUCGUUUAAAUCUAUUGGACAGAAAUAUUUAAUGUUACAAGAAGAACAACAUCUUCUCAAAACUCAAUACAACGAAGCUCAAAAAACAUUAGAAGAAGUAGGAGCUACGUUAAGUGAGAACAAAUUACAGCUUCAAGAAUUACUGGAAAAAGAAGCAACAGCCAGCGUUGAUGAAACACCAACGUGGGCUAGUGAUAAAGACGCGACUGCCUGUACUGCAUGCGCUAAGGAAUUCACCAUUGCGAGACGAAAGCACCAUUGUCGACGUUGCGGACACAUAUUCUGCGGUGCGUGUAGCGAGAAAACCGUAGCUCUUGCCGGCAAUACGAAACCCGUUCGGGUAUGCGACGCUUGCUAUGCAGAAGUGAGACUUACGUAAUACUAGAUAGAGAUUACUUUAGGUACCAAAACCUGCCCAUAUGGGAAGAGAGAGUACGAAAGGGAGUUAGAAUAGGUUGAAGGAGGCAAUCGGAGGAAAAGGUUCAUAGUUCUAUUCCCAUUUAGAAAAGCUGUUAAGACUGCCGAGACCAGUAUGGAGUGCAGAACUGUUAAAACCAAAGCGAUUUUGUCAUUUAGUUUGCAUAAUGUAUCAACAGUCAAUUCUUCGUUAGUUUUACACCAUCUCUCGUAGAAUCUGCCACAAUUUGAAUUUCCUAUGAUUUUAUUGCAACUGCUAUUCUUGUUAUUAUAAACACAUCUAUAAUGCGCUAACUACCACAUUCGGCCCCAACAAUCCUUCGCAGGGCACAGUCUUUCCGCUACUGCGUAAAAUCCCACGGUCCUAAAUCUUCCUCAAAAAACGAUAUCGCCAAAACGUCAAUUUCCAAAACUAAGUUUAAACUUGAAAAAGCUUGGUUUUGACAUGAUGAUUGUGGUGUAUAUACUGCCCAUAUAUGAUAAAUAUACUAAAAUCGUUGUCUUGUACAGUCACUAUGAAGUUUCAUGUUAUUAAACAAAAAUCAGUGAAACUUUAAAGCAUAAUAAUGACUAUAUUCGAUUUUCCCAUAACUUUAUACAAAUUUUAAAAACGACAUUCAAUUGACGUUUGUAUAGCAAUAGUAGAAGCAAUUUAUAAUUCUGAUUAAAUCAUUCGUGAAUAAAAUGUUAUCUAUACCUGUAUCAUUUGCCCACAACUUCCCACCAAAAUUACGAACUGUAUAAAGUCAAUAACUGUAUACAAUAAACGGGAAUUGUGUGUAAUUCGACUUUAUUUAAAUGUUUGUGUAUAUUUAGUGUAAUGACCAUUUUACAAUGAAUGUCCAAAUUGAUAUUUUGUUCUGAUGCUGUUGACAUUGAAAUGUUUAUGUAUAUAUGUGUAUGUACAUUAUGUGAGUAAGUAUGUAAUUAAAUGAUUAAAUUACCAUUAAUUAAAUUUGCAUAUGAAAUAUUAAGUAUUUUAUUAUAUUAAAUGGAAGUAAAGGACGGUUAUUAGAAUUGUGUUAAUGUAAUUAUUACGAUCUUUUUGGUUAUUUGAAAUAUAU